Penicillium cosmopolitanum is the source of this 1269-nucleotide messenger RNA. RefSeq lists its product as uncharacterized. The coding region runs from base 1 to 1269 and encodes 422 amino acids. The record is from RefSeq and is a predicted model, not a curated record. NCBI's taxonomy places the organism in Eukaryota, Fungi, Ascomycota, Eurotiomycetes, Eurotiales, Aspergillaceae. The transcript has a single exon.
AUGGAGGUCGACGACCCCCCUGCGGCCGACCCUCGACCGGGAACUCCGCACCUCCUCGAAUCCUCCGAACCUCCUUCGGACCCUGCCACGCCUACUCCCUUCCCUCGAAGCUCCCUGAAACGCAGAGCAGUCUCUCCACCGAGCAAGCCGCCUGCCACGGCGCUGGCAGCCUUUCCGGCCUCGACGCGCGCCCCUUCCGUCCGCCAGCAGGUCAGCGCAGCUGCGGACGACCAACUCCUCUUCUUGAGCGACUGGAAGCUAGCAACAACCUCCCUCGCCGGAGCGCUUGACUCGGUCAUCUCCUCCCUACAGGGCCGCCCACGCGAGCUCGCAAGUGCACUCGCAGCAAAGUUCAUCGCCCUAGCCCGCCGCGAUGUACCACAGCAAGGCCCUCUAGGCCCUCUACCGCUCCCUGAGCACACGGCUCCCACUGCCCCCCAGCGAGCUCCUCAGAUCCCGCGGGCCCAGUCUUGGGCCUCGAUAGCCACCCCCGCGCCCGGCCAGGAAGCCUGGCAAACCACGGCACCAAAACAACGCGACCGAACCCGCCAGCGCCAGCGCCAGACGAAAGAAGCCGAUCCCCGCAUCUUCCUCCGACUCCCAAGCUCCUCUAGCUUCCGGGAGAUUGGGCCCCAUGGCGUCCGAGUCACACUACAAAGGCGGUCCAGAAGUUUGAAGACAUCGCGCUAUUUUUUUAGCGCGAUUUGCGUCACCCCCCACCCAUCUUCUUCAACUACCCCCUACACCACCAAUAUGCGUCGGUUUGGCACUGAAAUAAGUGGGAAUCGAAGGCCAGGGGGUGAGCUUUCAUCUGAGGCCCGCGCAGCUAUUAUAUACGCUCAUGAAUGUGGUGUAUCGCCCACUAAAAUGGCUGCUGAGUUCAACGUCGCACGCUCAAGUAUAUACUCUACAAUCAAACGAUUCCGAGAGCACCAAACGCUUAAAUCACUGCCUCGUUCAGGUGCUCCUAAAGUCUAUAGGUACUCUACUAUCAAAUACACCUGUUUACUUGCACGCCGUGAGCCUUGGCUAAGCCUUAGUGAGCUGAGCGCCCGUAUACCCAGCCAUCCAUCUCGAUCAACAAUCAAGCGAUUCCUACGUUCAAAAUUCCUCCAGCGCUAUCGAGCAAGACGUUGUAUCCCAAUUUCAAGAGAGAACGCCCGCAAAGAGUCCGAUUUUGCCGAAAUUGGAGGGCUGAACGCUACAAUUCCCAACUACAAACCUUCAUCUUUUCCGACGAAUGCAGCGCUCAACGUAUCCCUAAUUUAA